Messenger RNA from Etheostoma spectabile (orangethroat darter), 2883 nucleotides. It is a transcript of the gene mafaa, whose product is annotated as MAF bZIP transcription factor Aa. The transcript has a single exon. Gene Ontology annotation, molecular function: DNA-binding transcription factor activity, RNA polymerase II-specific; RNA polymerase II cis-regulatory region sequence-specific DNA binding. The record is from RefSeq and is a predicted model, not a curated record. Gene Ontology annotation, biological process: regulation of transcription by RNA polymerase II. NCBI's taxonomy places the organism in Eukaryota, Metazoa, Chordata, Actinopteri, Perciformes, Percidae. Bases 1007 to 1954 code for a protein of 315 amino acids. Gene Ontology annotation, cellular component: nucleus.
ACACUGCUGCGUGCACCGGGAAGCUCUAAAAAAAAAAAAAAAAAACCCAACUGGAAUUUAUCACCGCUUGCAUAAUAUUACACACAUCAACACGUGAGGUCAACAGCGCGCCCCGGUGUGGGGGACCGGACCGCGGGGACCGAAGCUGUCAGUAUUCCGCUGCUUGAAUACAAUAUUUGGACCGAGCACAACAACAGGGGACCUCACUCCCCUGUCUCUCAAAGUAGGAGCACUGCCUGCAACUUCUGAUUCCUCUCACAUGCAUGUGAACUUUGAAAACUUAUGUCAUUCCAUUUUUUUUGUUUUUGUUGGGGAUUCCUGGGACUUUUUUUAUUUAUUUCUGGCACACUUUUUGCGCACGCCUGUCGCACACUGAGUGGUGUGAUCUGAUUGUGUGAGAAACUUUCAAUCCGGGGCAGUGAUUUGAACCCCACUCUGCUUGGGACUUCAUGAUCAAGUUGUAGCCUAUAAAAAGCGGGAGGGCGAAGAAGGAUGCUUGGAAAAUAUUUAUAACAGCACACCAAGCGGAGGAGACCGAGUCUGUUCGCGAUACUCGAUUGAGCAGAAACCGAGGACCGUAAAUCACAAGGAGGCGCGCAGGGGCUGCAGAGGUGAACGAGGACAAGACAGGUUGGUGGCUCCAAAUUCAACGCGCGCUCGAGUUUCAGCUGCCCCGCUGGACUCUUCCUGGUAUUAACGCUGCGUGCAUUUGACCUGGGUUACGUUGUCAACAAGAGCAGCGAGCGGAGGCAAACUGGCAGCUGUACAAGUUCAUGUACAUGCAUACGUAAAUUCACGCCACUAUUUAUAGAAGUUGGGACGAGCAGCCUUAAUAAGUUUCUCCUCCCACCCGCCGGACCUGCAGCAGCUCUGUGCACGUGUCUAUAUAUACAUACACACACAUACACACACCGCACAGGCUGUUACUACUCUUCGCAAUCUGUAUCCGAGAGGGGAGCCCGCCGUCGGUUUGGCUGUGAGGGCAGGAGUCGUCGCAUGGACUGACAUGGCUACCGACCUGGCCAUGAGCGCGGAGCUGCCGAACAGCCCUCUGGCAAUCGAGUACGUCAAUGACUUUGACCUCAUGAAGUUCGAGGUGAAGAAGGAGCCUCCGGAGGCCGAGCGCUACUGCCACCGCCUCCCGUCAGGCUCCCUGUCCUCCACCCCGAUCAGCACCCCCUGCUCCUCCGUGCCUUCCUCGCCGAGCUUCUGCGCCCCGAGCCCGGGCGCGCAGCCCAACCAGAGCCUCACCAGCAGCGGCAUCAACAGCAGCGGCGGCAGCAACAGCAGCGGCGGCGGCAACAAUCACAGCGGCGGCGGGGGCGGCGCGGGCAAGCCACAGCUAGAGGACCUGUACUGGAUCCCCAGCUACCAGCACCACAUCAACCCCGAGGCGCUCAACCUGACCCCGGAGGACGCGGUGGAGGCCCUCAUCGGGAACGCGCACCACCACCACCACCACCACCAGGCCUACGAGGGCUUCCGUGGACAGCAGUACGCGGUCGGGGAUGACCUGUCCGUGGCCUCGGCUGCGCACCAUCACCAGGGCCACCACCACCACCACCAUCACCACCACGGCCACCACGCGCGCCUGGAGGACCGCUUCUCGGACGAGCAGCUGGUCAGCAUGACGGUGCGGGAGCUGAACCGGCAGCUGCGGGGCUUCAGCAAGGAGGAGGUGAUCCGCCUGAAGCAGAAGCGGCGCACCCUGAAGAACCGCGGCUACGCGCAGUCCUGCCGCUUCAAACGCGUGCAGCAGAGGCACAUGCUGGAGACGGAGAAGUGCAGCCUGCAGACCCAGGUGGAGCAGCUGAAGCAGGACGUGGUGCGCCUCGCCAAGGAGAGGGAUCUUUACAAGGAGAAGUAUGAGAAGCUGGCCAGCCGGACCUACUCUGUCGGGGGAGCCGCGAACACGAGAGACCCGUCCGGGAAACAGGCCGAGUUCUUCAUGUGAGAGACUGGACGAUUUGUAGCAUAGACUCUGAAUUACACAAGCCCACCUAAACAUCCUUGUUGCAUUCAUUUAUUUAUUUAUUUUUCUGCGUUUUGUUUUUUUUGCUUACAGUUAUUCCCUUCGACAAAGACUUCAAAACACAAGCAAACAAAUACGCAUCAGAUGCGCACAAAAGUAAUCCUUGUGAGCAUUUUUGAGUCUUAAAUAUGUUUUGGCUAAACUUAUGUACACGCUCACCUGUCAGGUGGGCACAAGGGAUCACUUAGUCUGCAUAGACGUUGUCUCUGGUGCACCAGCACCUGCAGGUCAGAAGUCUUAUUGAACCAUCUGGCAUUUCGAAUGACUGUCUUAAUUCAGAAAGUGAGAGAUGAUUUUUGUCUUAACAGUGGGGAAAGAAAGAUUUUUAUUUUGAAUGGAUCAGAUUGGACUGAAAUCAAAGCAGAAAAAGCAAUACCCCCCCCAUCCCCCACCCCCCCCCCCCCCCCCCCCCCCCCCCCUCCCGCCUUUAUUUUGGCUCCAGAAAGAUCAACAAGAUGUUGUGUGAAUCUGAGGCGGGCUGUGAUGCAGAGAAGAGACCUUUUCAAUAUUGCAAGUCUAUAGUUUUCCCAUCUCUCUUUGCAACCCUGCAUGCAGGACAUGUAUGGUAACCUCCAGUCAUCUCCCACAAUCCUCCCCCCGUGUAUGGAAAGCAUGGCCCAUGGUUCUCUCCUCUUCCUCCGUCCUCUGCCACAAAUAAGGCCUGGGUAUGCAAAAGCAAAACAAAAAAACACAAAAUACCCCCCCCCCCCCUCCUCUUUCCCCAUAAACCCCGAGAGGUGCAGGACCUCCCGCGAACGAAAAAAAACAAAACAAUCUGCUACUGCGAAACCAUGGAUGCGUCUUCAACUGCUAUUUUCAAUCAAUUUUUCUAUUGUUUUAAAAAAAAAAAA